This is a messenger RNA of Chinchilla lanigera (long-tailed chinchilla), 705 nucleotides long. It is a transcript of the gene Syce1l, whose product is annotated as synaptonemal complex central element protein 1-like. Lineage: Eukaryota; Metazoa; Chordata; Mammalia; Rodentia; Chinchillidae. Gene Ontology annotation, cellular component: synaptonemal complex. The record is from RefSeq and is a predicted model, not a curated record. Gene Ontology annotation, biological process: synaptonemal complex assembly.
CAGGAAGACUCGCGUUGGAAAAUGGCGGAGAACGUGGAGCGUUUGACGGAGGAGUCAUCAGAAGCCAUGGAGGACGGUGAAGGUCGGGCCAGAUUUUUGAAGAACCCUGAAGACUUGCUGGCAAUGGUGAAAAAGCUGCAGAGAGAGGGGACCCUGGAGCCACAGAUCGAGGACCUGAUUCACCGGAUUAGUGAGCUUCAGCAAGCAAAGGAGAAAUCCAGCAAGGAACUGGGAGAGACCCAAGCUCUCUGGGAGGCCCUGAAUAGGGAAUUAGACUCCUUGAAUGUGGAGAAAGUACACCUCGAGGAGGUCUUGAACAAAAAGCAAGAGGCGCUGAUGAUCCUCCAGCAACACUGCCAAGCCCGAGAAAGUGAGGCUCCCAGGUUGGCUGCGGGAGAGCAGCUGAAGGAUCUAGUGGUCCGGCACAAGGACCUCUGGGAGUUCAGUGUGCUGGAGCAGCGACUGGCCCGCGAGAUCCGCGCCCUGGAGCGCAGCCGGGAGCAGCUGCGGGCGGAGGGUGAGCCGGCCUGCGGGGAGGGGGCCUCGCCCCGGCGCCCUCACGACCGCGCCCCUUCCGCAGCCGGCGACGCGGAGGGGGACCUGGAGCCGCAGGCGGAGCCCGCCCCGACGCCCCCGUGAGCAGCAGCACGGCCCCGCCCGGCUUUGCGGGGCUGCCCCCAAAUAAAGGCGCGGCUUCGGACUGUC